AACCUCCACAAAUGACCUCAUCCCAAACUAAAACCCCCUCUUUUGUCACUCUAAUUUAAAUGGAACCACCACCUCCGCCCGCUCCAACACCCUUACCCUCCGCACAACCACCUGCUAUACAGUCAACUGACCAAUCUCCCUCCCUUUCGCAACCCCAACAACCACCGCCUCAACCACCUCUACCAUCACAACUAUCACAACCACUUCCUUCUCCCUCUCUUCCACCACCACAACCUCAAUCACAACCACAACCACAACUACCGCAACAACAACCCCCUCCUCCUAACCCUAAUCUGAACCCCACAAAUACACCCCAACCUUACCCCCAACAACAGCAACAACAACAACAUCAACAAUCAAAUAACAGGGUAGCACCCUUUAAUAACAGACCACCGUGGUCUCAAUUUUCUUCUCAAUUUCAGUCAUCUGCUUCUCCGUCUACUUCUUCUUCUGCCGGCCCUCUGCCGCCUCUGAGGGGUGGCAUUGCAAUCGGAGUUCCUGCCCACCACCCUCCUUCAUCCGGUCCUUCUCAACCGUCCGCCUCAUUUUCCUCUACUUUUGGUGUUCAGUAUGGUGGGGCUCUUCCCCGUCAGUCUGUCAGUCUGCCAGAUCCUUCUGUUGUCUCCUCUUCCUCCCCGUCGCCAGCAAGGUCUAUAACGCAUGGAUUGCCAAGCAUGGGGAUGACAUGCUCUCAAAUACGGCCUGGCGGGGUUCCGCCUUCUGCGCUUCAUCAACAAAGACCAAUUCAGGCAGCAUCAGGAAUUAGACCUCAGACAACUUCCAACAAUUUGGCUUCUGUGCCCCAGAAUUUUCAAGGACAUGGCGUGCUGAGGGCCUCCUCUGUAACUCCUCCAAGUACGUCAAUGUCUAGUAUAUCACAAAGCCAGCAGUCUCCACAUCAGCCAUGGUUAUCUGCCCCACAGGGGCGCCCCCCUUUGCCAUCUCAGUCUUUUAGACCCCAGGUGAAUGCCCAACCAUUGCAGCAGAGAUCUCAUAUCCCUCAGCAAUCACCUCAGCUUGUCCAAGCAACUUCCCAACCACAGCAAUUGCUGUCUUCUCCGCAACAACAUCAAUUAUUGCCGUCUCAACAACAUCAAUUAUUGCCGUCUCAACAACAUCAAUUAUUGCCGUCUCAACAACAGCAACAGCAGUUUUUGCCUUCACAACAACAGCAAUUCUUGCCGUCGCAACAACCACAACAUUUCUUAGCAUCAAAUCAGUUACAAGAGAAUAAUGGACAGCAGCUCCCGUCAUCUAGAGUUUCACAACUUUUAGCUAAUCAACAACAAAUUAUGAGGGUGCAGGCAAACCAGAAGCCUCCCUCGACUGCAAUUGGCCAAGCAAGCAUUGUCCAUUCUGGCCCAAUUGAGAUUACAAAUGCUAUAGAAAUUUGUGAACCUUGUACCACAAUCCUCAGCAAGAGAAGCAUCCAGGAGCUUGUCAAUCAGAUUGAUCCAUCUGAGAAAUUAGAUCCUGAUGUUGAAGAUGUUCUGGUCGACAUUGCUGAAGAUUUUAUUGACUCGAUUACGACGUUUGGUUGUUCAUUGGCGAAACAUAGGAAGUCAAAUACAUUGGAAGCUAAGGACAUACUGCUGCAUCUAGAAAGAACUUGGAAUAUGACCCUUCCUGGGUUUACCGGAGAUGAAAUCAAGACCUAUAAGAAACCGGUUGUUAAUGAUGUCCACAAAGAGCGCCUAGCACUGAUAAAGAAAUCUCAUGCAGGAGCUGACCAUAAAACCUCUGCUGGACCGGCUACCGGAAACGUUAAAGGGCAUUUGGCUAAAGCAACUCCAAAUGUCGUGGGAUCUUGAGUCUCGUCUCUGUUUUCGUUAAGGUUGGAGACAUCAACUCUUGAAGCUCGAAGAAUUUGGCAUGAUAUUUUGGUGAUGCAACCAAACUCCAAGCUCCUAAAGGCCUAAUGUUGGGAAAACAGAUGCUGUAUUUCUACAUGGUUUGUAACUGUCUGAUCUUCCAACUUCCACCGGAUAGCGUCUGUGCCUUAGGGGGGGAGGGGGAAUUGUAAAAGAAAAGAUGAGAUAAAGGAAGGCAAGGAAGAGUUAUGUUGCAUUCUAAUUACCAAAUUAUUCAGAGUAUAGAGGAGGGAGAUAUUUCAGGGAAAUAGGAAUGACAUGAUAACUCUUAGUUACAGCAUUUUAAAAUAUUGGUGGCAUACUGGCGUGUACUCUGUGAAUGUAGGAAGAUGCGGAGGGAGAGUGCAGAGGGAAGAGCACCAAUUGUUUUUGCUCUUUGUAUUGUGCUGUAGCUUCGUCUAUUUAUGUAUAUGGAUUCGGAAAGUAAUAUGAUCUACAUUAUUACUGAUA
Molecule: messenger RNA, 2321 nt
Organism: Spinacia oleracea (spinach)
Lineage: Eukaryota; Viridiplantae; Streptophyta; Magnoliopsida; Caryophyllales; Amaranthaceae
Product: transcription initiation factor TFIID subunit 12
Exons: 8
Coding region: 60-1811 (583 amino acids)
Biological process (GO): DNA-templated transcription initiation; RNA polymerase II preinitiation complex assembly
Cellular component (GO): transcription factor TFIID complex; SAGA complex
Molecular function (GO): TBP-class protein binding; DNA binding; protein heterodimerization activity
Source: RefSeq, a predicted model, not a curated record